GCACGGAGCGCAGCGCGGGGCUGAGGCAGCCGCGGGGAGCCGCGCCGGCCAUGGCGGUGUCCGCGCCGCCCGUCAUCGCCGCAACUUCCAGCGGCGGCGGCGCGGGGGGCUCGGCGGGUUUGUUCCGGGCGGACCCGCUGUACUCCAGCCCCGCGGAGUCCCCGCGCCUCACCAACAGCCUCGUCAACACUUUCCUCUCGGCCGGCGGCGGCGGGGCCGGCGCGGGCGGCGGCGGCGGCAACGAGUGUAAGAUGGUCGACCUGCACGGGGUGAAGGUGGCCUCGUUCCUCGUGGAGGGGCAGGAGCUGAUCUGCCUGCCGCAGGUCUUUGAUCUCUUCCUCAAGCACCUGGUGGGAGGGCUGCACACGGUCUACACCAAGCUGAAGAGGCUCGAGAUCACGCCCGUGGUCUGCAACGUGGAGCAGGUCCGUAUCCUGAGGGGGCUGGGGGCCAUCCAGCCCGGCGUGAACCGCUGCAAGCUCAUCACCAGGAAGGACUUCGAAACUUUGUACAACGACUGCACCAACGCGAGCUCCCGCCCAGGCCGGCCCCCGAAGCGCUCGCUGGGAGUGGCGAUCCAGGAGUCUGACAGCAGCUGCCAUGGCAGAGGCGAUGAAGCUGCAGAAAAUGAAACUUAUGGCCAUGAACAGCCUGCAUGGAAGUGGGAGUCAAAAUGGAACCGAGUCAGAAAACGAAGAGCUCAAUUCUAAUGCAGGUGGCAGUGAAUCCUCCUGGGACAAGGACAAGCUGCAGUCUCCCAUCACGACGGGAUCCCAGCACAGCAUUGGGCACCCCACGCUGUCAGGGCAGUCCAGCCUGGGCAGUGCACACCCGCUCAGCCCUCUCCAGCAGAACCACCUGCUCACCAACAGGAUAGACCUGCCCUUCAUGAUGAUGCCGCACCCCCUGCUCCCCGUCAGCCUCCCCCCGGCCUCGGUGGCCAUGGCCAUGAACCAGAUGAACCAUCUCAACACCAUCGCCAACAUGGCGGCGGCGGCGCAGAUGCACAGCCCCCUCUCCAGGGCAGGGGCCUCCGUCAUCAAGGAGAGGAUCCAGGACAGCCCUUCCCCGGCGCCGUCCCUGGAGGACAGCCAGCGGCCCGGCAGCCACGCGUCCUCGCACCCCAGCAGCAGCGUGUCCAGCUCCCCGUCCCAGCUGGACACCACCCCCGACAGGAUCGCCAUGCUGACCAACAGCAGGGAAGGAGAACUCAUUGACCAAGAAACUGGGACCAGCCUAAAAAAAAUACAAAAGGAGAAAGAAGAGGUCCAAAUUGCCAUUCCAAUAAUGAAACCAACCUUAGAUAAAGUCCAACUGGCUGGACAGGCCUUGCCUCCUGGAUUUCCGGCGCCAUUUCUUUUUGCUGAUGGUCUUUCAUCAGUAGAAACACUAUUAACCAACAUUCAGGGCCUGCUGAAAGUGGCUGUGGACAAUGCAAGAGUCCAGGAAAAGCAGAUACAGCAGGAAAAGAAAGAGUUAAAGAUGGAGCUUUGUAGAGAGCGAGAACUACGAGAGAGCUUGGAAAGGCAACUCACAGCUGAGCUGCAAAGCAGAGCCACAAUUCAAAAACGCUUGAAGAAAGAGAAGAAGGCAAAGAGAAAAUUGCAGGAAGCUUUGGAAUUUGAAUCCAAGAGAAGAGAACAAGUGGAACAGGCUCUGAAACAGGCCACAUCAGGUGACGGUCUCAGGAUGUUAAAUGAUGCUGGAAUCCCAGAUAUGGAAAUAGAACACAACGGAACCCAACAUGACAGUGCAGCCAUGCAAGAAAACAGAACAUACAUCAAGCCGACCAUCAUGUACUGAAGGAACCACCUAUUGCUGAGAAAUGUAUAAUGACCACUAUUUGAAGACUAUAUAGUUCCUGAGAAAUGUCCCUUCCAACCUUUGAUGCCUUCAGUACUGUGUGAGGAACAGGAUUUGUAGCAUGAAACUUGAAGGACAAUUUCAAGCAAUUUACUGUUGCUGCAUUGAAAACUGCCGUAUUAAGAAAUACUGAGACUUUUUACAAGCUUACCAUACCAAACCAAGCCUGUCACAACAGAUCAUUUUUAGGUCCCUGGAGAUAGAAAGGAGUUUUAGUAUUUUUAAGCACAUACAUCAAUUAUUUCCCCUCCCCACCCUGCCCCAAAAAAGAACUUUUUUUUUUUUUUUUUCCUUAGGAGGUGGCUAUUACUGAAUAGCAAUGGCACAAUGAUUUUAAGCCACAAUGGUCCUCACUGGCUGUACAUCAUACAAGUCCAGUUUAUCACUGAAACUGUUCAACAUGGAGCUGUUUCGAUUGUGUUUAUAAAUUAAGCUUUGUUUACUGAAGCAGAUACUCGAUAUAUAUUACGUUUUAAAAAGAAAUGUGUGUACAUUUUUUAAAAGAACGAUGUAAAAAUUGUCCUUUCAUUAGAUGACCGAUUCAAAAGUGUGAGCUAAACCCUAAUAGCUGAUGUAAUAUGAGGAUUAUAAUUGAUGCUUUUUUUUUUAAUGCUCAGUUCAGCUUGGCUUUUGGUCUUUUAAGAUGGAAAAAUGAAUAUGCAGUAGAGUGUUAGAUAAUGGAAACUUUUAAGUAUGGUUUCUCUGUUGUACCAUAUUAAGUUAAAGUACACAUUCUUUGUUAAAAAUGUUCUUGCUAAAAAUACAGUAUUAAAAAGUUUUUUGUUUGACUUUGGAAAUCUUUUAAGAUUUUUUUUGGACUGUGAAUUCCCAUAGUAACUGUACUAAUGCAAACCAGUAUUUUGCACUAUUAAAAAUACUUGAAGAAAUGACUUAAUAAAGAGGGUGGGUUGGUAUUAAACAUUUUC
This is a messenger RNA of Zonotrichia albicollis (white-throated sparrow), 2789 nucleotides long. The record is from RefSeq and is a predicted model, not a curated record. Lineage: Eukaryota; Metazoa; Chordata; Aves; Passeriformes; Passerellidae.